GUGUGACUGUGAGUUUGGGGAUAGUGGAGCCGCCGCUCAGAGCCGCUAUGACAAAGGAGGAGAUUCAGGGUGCCCAAGAGGACCAGGCACAGUCCAAGAAGGCUGCCAAGAAACUACAGAAAGAAGCGGAGAAAGCUGCCAAGAAGGCAGAAAAACAGGCUAAACUGGCAGCAGAAAGUCAAGUAGCUGAUGGAGAGGACAUUGCUAAAGACAGAUAUGGAACUCCUGCAAUGAUCCAAUCACAGGAAAAAAUUGACCGUGUGUUGGUUCAUGUGAAAGACCUGACUGAAGAGAAAGUUGGCCAGGUUGUUUGGCUCCGAUCCAGAGUUCAUACUAGCAGAGCCAAAGGGAAGCAGUGCUUUUUAGUCCUGCGUCAGCAGCAGUUUAAUGUCCAAGGACUUGUGGCUGUGGGAGACCAUGUAAGCAAGCAGAUGGUCAAAUUUGCUGCUAACAUCAACAAAGAGAGUAUAGUGGAUGUGCAGGGCAUUGUGCAGAAGGUUGAUCAGAAAAUUGAGAGUUGUUCCCAGCAAGAUGUUGAGCUGCACAUUGAAAGAAUCUAUGUUAUCAGCACAGCUGAGCCACGUCUGCCUUUGCAGCUAGAUGAUGCAGUUCGUCCUGAGACAGGAGAGGAGGAAGGAAGAGCAACUGUUAACCAGGAUACAAGGCUUGAUAACCGAGUCAUUGACUUGAGGACAACGACAAGUCAGGCCAUCUUUCGCCUGCAAUCUGGUGUCUGCCAACUGUUUCGGGAAACAUUAAUCAAUAAAGGAUUUACAGAAAUUCAGACUCCAAAAAUCAUCUCAGCUGCCAGUGAAGGGGGAGCCAAUGUGUUCACUGUGUCGUACUUUAAAACCAGUGCUUACUUAGCUCAGUCACCACAGCUUUACAAGCAGAUGUGUAUUUGUGCUGACUUUGACAAAGUAUUUUGUAUUGGACCUGUGUUCCGAGCUGAGGACUCCAACACACAUCGUCACCUGACUGAAUUUGUUGGGUUGGAUAUUGAGAUGGCUUUUAAUUACCACUACCAUGAGGUGGUAACUCAGAUAACUGAUACAUUGGUCCAAAUCUUCAAAGGCUUGAGAGACAGGUAUCAGACUGAGAUUCAAACAGUGGGCAAGCAAUUCCCAAGCGAACCUUUUAAGUUCUUGGAACCAACUUUGAUACUGGAAUAUCCAGAAGGUGUGGCCAUGCUGAAGGAAGCUGGUGUGGAGAUGGGAGAUGAAGAAGAUCUGAGCACUCCAAACGAAAAACUAUUGGGUCGCCUGGUGAAGGAAAAGUACGAUACAGACUUCUAUGUCCUCGACAAGUAUCCUCUGGCUGUGAGGCCUUUCUAUACAAUGCCGGACCCACACACUGCAAAAUACUCCAACUCGUAUGACAUGUUCAUGAGAGGAGAGGAAAUUUUAUCUGGAGCCCAGAGAAUCCACGAUCCUCAGCUUCUGACUGACAGAGCACUCCAUCUUGGCAUAGAUGUGGAGAAAAUAAAAUCAUACAUUGAUUCCUUCCGUUUUGGUGCUCCUCCCCAUGCAGGUGGUGGAAUAGGUUUGGAACGUGUUACCAUGCUGUAUCUGGGUUUGCACAAUGUACGGCAGACAUCUAUGUUCCCACGUGACCCCAAAAGGUUGACUCCCUGAGUCAACCUUAAGGAUGAAUAGAUCUGCUUUGAUAAACUGAUAUGCAUAAAUGAUCAGUCAUAUGUUAAAAUGACUGAUAUGUUAAAAAAGUGCCACAAAAACAGUUUUUACCAAUCCAUUGUAAUUUGUUCCAGAAUGUAAAUUUGAUACAGUAUUACUACUUAAAUAUUUCUUAAACUAAUGUACUGAAAUUACUGUAGAAAAUACAUUACUUAAUCAUCUGUAAUGUAAAAAAAGAUAUUUAGUUUUAACAAUAAAAAGGCUCAGAAGAAAUGUAUAACCUAUUAUGUUUACAGACAGUCUAUCAGGUGCAAUGUUGGAAUUUACAAGGUGGCUUGUAGUAAUAAUCUCAAAUUGGAGUGGCAAAUGGAAGUAAAGCAGACUAGGAAUUUAUAAUGGCAACAAAAUUUGGAUUUUAAGAAAUUCUAAACUUAAGAAUUGUCAAUAAAAUUAACAAUUAAC
Callorhinchus milii (elephant shark) is the source of this 2096-nucleotide messenger RNA. It is a transcript of the gene dars1, whose product is annotated as aspartyl-tRNA synthetase 1. Gene Ontology annotation, cellular component: cytosol; aminoacyl-tRNA synthetase multienzyme complex; cytoplasm. Gene Ontology annotation, biological process: aspartyl-tRNA aminoacylation. The record is from RefSeq and is marked provisional. Gene Ontology annotation, molecular function: ATP binding; RNA binding; aspartate-tRNA ligase activity. NCBI's taxonomy places the organism in Eukaryota, Metazoa, Chordata, Chondrichthyes, Chimaeriformes, Callorhinchidae.